This is a messenger RNA of Striga asiatica, 369 nucleotides long. Lineage: Eukaryota; Viridiplantae; Streptophyta; Magnoliopsida; Lamiales; Orobanchaceae. The record is from the annotation of a GenBank genome assembly.
ACCUCUCUCCCACACAAGUUAUUCGCGCAAUUUUCAUCGCCCGCAAACUUUUCUCGAACACAAGAUCUCACGCACCCCCCACUCUUUGUCGACAGUCAUCAUCUACAAAAGAAGAGAGGUGUACUUCAGAAUGUUAGAUACUUGGAUGCUUUGUUAGCUGAAGAGAAAACUCCAGAGGAGCACGCUGGCCAGACUCAGUACAAUGGAUAUGCAGAUUAUAUUAUGCAACGACUGCGUGAAAAGAGGAACUGCCUCUUUUCCCUAGCUUUACCACAAGUGCCUGUAUUGCGGUUCGUACAACACAAGGCUGUUGUGAACCAAAUCCUUGGCAAGUACUCUAAGAAGCAGAAAGCAAAAACUGGAUAUAAG